This is a messenger RNA of Homarus americanus (American lobster), 7356 nucleotides long. Its product is annotated as ubiquitin carboxyl-terminal hydrolase 38-like. Gene Ontology annotation, cellular component: cytosol; nucleus. The record is from RefSeq and is a predicted model, not a curated record. The transcript is spliced from 13 exons. Gene Ontology annotation, molecular function: cysteine-type endopeptidase activity; cysteine-type deubiquitinase activity. NCBI's taxonomy places the organism in Eukaryota, Metazoa, Arthropoda, Malacostraca, Decapoda, Nephropidae. Gene Ontology annotation, biological process: protein deubiquitination. The coding region runs from base 405 to 4988 and encodes 1527 amino acids.
UCGGGCGACAACGGUGAACAUUGAUGAAGGAAAUUGAGUGAAAAUGAGAGUAUUUAAGACAAUUUUAAUGAGGUAAAUAGCCGCCAGUAACACCUGAGAGCCGCUGAGACAUUAUGAGUGUGUGUGGGGUGAUUGUCUCUCUGGGAAGGAAAGAAAAGGAUGUGAGAGAAGUAUUUUCCUCAUACUGUGGAUACGCUUUGGACCAUUUCCAGAUGAAUGAGGUUACGUUUUGGUUAAUGUCGGGAAAUUCUGCUAACUUCAAGAGCCGUGGCUGAGUUGAGUCAGUGAUGUACAAGUGUGAAGUACAGUACAGAGCAUUACUGUAUUGACAUGAGUUGGCUGUGUAAUGCUUCAUCUCAAGAGUAGAUACUCUCAUUUCACUGUCCAAACCCACAUAAGCCAACAUGGACAAGAUUGUGUACAGCAUUAUUCACAUGCCAAACCAGCCAGAAAAUGUCAAAAGGACACUGCUGGUCAAAUUGGUCCAUACACCCAAUUUGAAGAGCACCCGAACUUUGGAGAAAGCAGAUAUAACCUCCAUUUUUGACACUUGUGUGAGCAUCCUAACAUCAUCAGAAAAUGAGGUGACUGCUCAGCUGGCAGUGUUUGCCUUCACAAACUGGGCAGGACAGUACAAGAUCCACCUGAAGGAGUACAUUACACCUGAACGAGUGACCAGUAUCCUUGCCAGUCAAACUAAUGCCACUUUGGUCCUGGUAUGGCUGAAGGAAGCUCUGUGUCAUUUGACAGAAGAUGCAGAUACCAUGGGCACAUUGGCUCCAGUCUUGGAGGGAGUUUUACAAAACAAGUUGCGGGAGAGUGGAGGCAGUUCUGCAUUUGUUGCCAAGCUUGCAGAACUUUAUGCAGUGUGUCCUGCAAUCCUGCCUCAACCACACACUCGCCUCACCUUCACUGUCACUCUCAUGAACUGUGUUGCCUCAUUCCCAACACCAACAAAAACAGAGGUGUUGGGUCACAUGAAGAGUGUGGGGUGUCUUGUCAACACACUGUGGAAUGGCCUGCGACUUGAGGACAUCUUGUACUCCCUCCAUGCCAUGUAUGCCAUCAUAUCCAACACAGAUGGAGGAUCAGAAGUAUGUCCUGCUAUGGCACACUUGCUCUCUCUUGUUCCCACUGUGGUGGUCGAGGGCCUUGCACCUCGUAUUGUGUCGGAUCCCACAACAACUGAUGCUGCUCUGACUGCAACUCUGACACGCCUUACUGCGUGGCUAGUGGCUUGGCCUACAGCCUAUACAACUUUGGGUCUGUGGGUUCGCACCCUGGUCAGGUUGUUGUAUCAGAGUGGACGUACUGCUGUGCCAGCACGUGUUACGUUGGAUAGAGUUCCAAAGUUGUUGAAUAACCUGCACAUCCCUGUGGUCCGCACUGGAGUUUUGUCCGUGAUAUCAACACUCCUCUUGUCAUUUCAACACUCGCCAAUAGCCUUUCAUAAGAGCAUUCCGUCUGUAAUUGAGGUGUUUGGUCGGCUUGAGAGAGAGGGAUCAGCAUCUGCUACUGCAACACUGAACCGUUUGGCCACCUUGUGCCACACCCUUAUUGCUCUGCAUCCUGGCCAUCCAGAUACAUAUCAGUCACUGAUGGACAUUCUUCUGAAAUACCAAUCUCCGUCCGAAGAAGACAUACAGGGUUUGAUCCAGGAACACCAAUGGGGUACCAUGGAGGGAGGGGCUCGAGGGAUAGGGCCAAAUCAGUUUGGGAUUGGAGUAGCUGCUGAGACACCCACAGUAUAUCAACAAAGACCUGCUGGCCAGAGAGUUGGUCUUCGUAAUCUUGGAAAUACUUGUUACAUGAAUUCGGUCAUACAGGCUCUUUUCAUGACAGAUAGCUUCCGGCAUGGGAUCCUGCACGCUGUACCACGCAGCAACCAACAACUUCUGGUGCAGCUGCAGCAACUAUUCAGUUUGCUGUGCUUUACCCAUCGCACGUAUGUGCCCCCUCGUCAGUUUCACGACAAGUCACGGCCACCAUGGUUCAGUCCAGGCAUGCAGCAAGACUGCUCAGAAUAUCUCAGACACUUAAUGAUAACCCUACACGAAGAGGAGCGAGCAGGCCAGACCCUGCCUGAAUACCGGGAGAGAGUGAUCAUCGAGAGUGAGACUGCUAGCUUGGCCUCGGACCUCCAGCCUCUACCGUAUGACUCUGCAACUGAAGAUUUUGUUGACACCGAGCAGACGCUCAAACUUGAGGCAUGUGGGGAAACUCGAGGUGUUUUCAUUAAUCCUGGGAACCUGCCAAGAGAAGAAUUUAAUGUGGGAAAUAACUUUGUGUUUGGAGACUCAGGUAGGCAGGUGGAUCCAUUGAAAGAUACUCAGAAUGUAGACAAUAAGAAAUUUGAUGUUGCCAUUCAUGUGAGACAGUUUAAAGAAUAUUUGGAAGGAGAACCAAUGGAAGGAAUUGAUCAGAUUGAGAUCAAGGCUCUCAGUACUCAGACUAGCAAAAGGAAAGUGUUGCCAGAGUGUACAGAUGUAGACAUGACAGAUGAAACUAAUGAGCCACUAAAGUGUGUUAGGGAAACGUGUGACUUGAAUUUAGAAAAUUCAUCAGAAAAUAAAAAUACUGCAAUUGUUGCAACAGCUCACGGCAUUGAAGGUGGAUCAGAUGUGGUAGAAAUGGAGCUUAUCCCAGAAAAUGUUGCCAAGACAAGCAACUGUAAACGGAAACAUAACAUGACACCAGAUGGAGUACACAGGCAAAUGUUAAAAUCUCCCAAAGGGGAUGUAACAUCAGACAUAGACAACAGCUCAGAUAGUGGUAUCAGUGGUGACCUGGCAGAGGACAUUGAACUGCACAUCAGCAGUCCUAACCCAAGUAGCCCCAGCCCAAAAGAAAUAAUCACAAGCAACAGAGGUUUGACAAUUGAGGAAGUAGUGACAGAAACUUCUAAUAACGAGGACUCUGAAAAUGAAUAUUUUGUUAGUUUAGUUCAUAAAGUAUUUGGAGGAAAGUUAGCAACUUGUAUCAAGUGCCUACAGUGUAAAACUGAGUCCAUACACAAAGAUGUCUUUACUGAUAUACACUUAGCGUUCCAAGACUCUGACCGUUAUAAUGCUGCUAAUAUUAUCAGACGAAAUCCAGAUCGUCUAUGUAAACAAAAGCAUCAAGAGAAUGCAGCUGAUCUUAGCAUAGAAGACUUGAUCACCAGCUACCUGACCUCUGAGAGGUUGACUGGAGAGAAUCAGUACGAAUGUGAGAGGUGUGGGGGGAAACAGGAUGCUGAGCGGUCCAUUCAGAUACUGGAGCCCCCAGAACACCUUAUUCUUACUCAACUCAGGUUUUAUUAUGACACUGCCAGAGGCCAACGGCAAAAAGUAUUCACCAAUGUAGAUUUUGGAGAGGAGCUUUUGCUGCCCAUAAGGUACUCAACACAGGGCUUUUUAGAUGAUAACUUCACCAUUGGGUCUGAGGAAGGAGGUGCAGUAGGUGUAACUGAGGUGUCUACUAGUGGUGAUGAAAGCAGGAGGCCUCCUGCAGAAUUUUCAAAGACAAGUAAACAUAGUCCACAAUCAAAUUGUAACCCACCAAGUGACAUUAAUGUUGGAGCUGGUUGUAGCACCUCUGAUGAUCACAGCUCACACUGUUGUAAAAAUGCCAUCUAUGGGAUUCGUUCCCGGGCUAGUUUGAGUACACACAGUGAGAAAGGUGAAGAGGCAUCCUGUAGUGCACAUAAUGAAAGUGAUGUUCAUAUCAGGUGUGUCAGUUCAGAGGCAGGAUGCAGCAGCUCACAGGUCAGCUGCAGUAGUUCUCAAGUAACCUGCAGCAGUAGUUCUCAAGUAACCUGCAGCAGUUCACAGAUGAAAUGCAGUAGUGAAAAUGCACAGUCCAGCUGCAGUAAUAUGCAAGUCAGCAGCAGCAGUUCCCAAGCAAGCUGUAGCAGUUCACAUGAUAACAGCAGCAGUUUACAAGCUACAAGUAACAGUUCACAGGCAGGCUGUAGUAAUAGGCAAACUACAAACAACACCUCUCAGGAAAAUUUUAGCAUUUCGGAGGAACGUAGUAACAUUUCAGCUGCUGGCGGUAGCAGUUGUCAUAAUAUCAGCACCAGUUCACAAGCUGCCUCCAGCAUUCCACAGGCUACCAGCAGUAGUCUGCAUGACUCUAAUACAUGGUAUAGUUCUUGGUCUAAAGACAGCUCUCACAAGGGAAGCAGCUCAUACAGUAGUUCACAGCCAACCUACACUACAGAUUUUAGUUCAGUGGCUAGUUGUAGCUACACUUGUAAUGACACUUCAAGGACCCAUUUCAUUGACACUGUGGUAGACGAUUCACAAUUGUCUGGUGAUGGCAGUUUACCGUGUGAAGACCAAGAAUCUGGUCAGCAAAGUCCUCAGCCAAGUUGUAGUUAUUAUACUUCCACAUCAGACCUACAAAAAGAAGUUCCUAUGCAAUAUCCAGCUAGCUCAGGAUCAUCAGAUUGCAUGACUCCCAAAGAUGAAUGUGAAGAAGAGCAAGAGGUGACAUAUGCACGCUAUGCGCUCUACGGGGUGGUGGUGCACUCAGGCUUCUCGUCAGAAGGAGGACACUACUACUGCUAUGCUCGUAACUCCUCCAUUGCUUCUUUGCCCGAGUCAGCUCGAGAAAGGUAUGGUGCACUGGGUGGCUGGUACAACUUCAAUGAUGAGAGGGUCACCAACACCACCUUCUCCACCAUCACCAACCUUACUCGGACGUUCAGCCGUGACACCGCAUAUCAACUCUUUUACAAAAAGCUAAGUGAUCGGCUGACCCCGGAUGUACCCCUGAUGGAAGACUUCAAAUCCAUCCGUCUGGACUUGAGAGAAGCUGUCGAGAAUGAUAACCUUCAGUAUCGCAGUGACCAGGAUCGUGAGGCACAACGUCGGAGGUACCAGGUGUCAGGUGGAGCCCACUUCACUCAUGACUCUGAUCAUGAUGAUACGCCUCCACCCGGUGGCUGUGGAGUAGGGCCAGGUGGAGGUGGAUUUAACACUCCUUCUAGAGUUGUGUUUUAAGUACUUUCAUGUACAGGAGGACAGAACAAAAAACCUUGAUAACCAAUUGUGUUCAGAUUGGCAGGGUUAUCUGUGAAGGUGUGAAGUGGGGUGCCCUGGGCUGCUAGUUAAGUGGCACAUAUAUUAAGUCCCAUUUGUUUUAGAAUAGGGCUUGUGUAAUGGAAAAGCAACCCCAGCAUCUGGGAGCUUAGGAUGAUGUAUUGAAUUAGCACUUUACAGAAUGGAGAAGCUGACAGUGUUAAAAGGUGCAGUAUGGCACGAUAAUGGUAUGAUAGCAUCACUAUGCCAACACACAGCACACCAAAUUUAGAAGAGCUGCUGGUCAUCAGUUACUUCUUAUUAAUCUACAUAGAAUUAGUGAAUUAGCAUUUCUUAAAUGUGGCAGCCCUGUUUUAUAACAAUUUGCUUCUCAUGUUUCAAAUUAAACCUCAGUUGUUGUAGUUGCAAGAAACUACUAUCUCUUGAUUGAGGCAGUGUGAUCAUGGGUUAUUUAAUGAUGAUAGUGAGGAAGUAUCAUUAUUGUUUCUACGAGGAAAGAGGUUUCAUUUUUACUACUUAUGUACUUAUUAUUUAUUUAGAAUCAUCAUUUUAUGAAUAUACAUUUAUUUGGAUCCAAAUUAUCUGCAAGUGAAUACAUUAAACCUACCUUGAACAUUAGGGUGUGAAGUUCACUUGUACUUUUCAAACAGUUGCAAUAUGGCUUGUGUUAGGUAGAUUUAUAGUUGUUGGUCGUGUGAGUUGUUACUCUUUAUAAUAUGACCUGAAAUGCAAAGCACCUUUGUUGACCUCACAAACGAGAAGGGUCUCAGAUCUGCACAGUCAAGUUACACUUGGUAACGAUCAUAUCUGCACUUUAUAUAAAUAUAUUUUAUAAUUUCAAGAUAAUAUUAGGAGAUUCAUUACUUAUAGGAUAUUGUUAUUGUUGUGUUGUGUACAGUAUGACACGUGUUAUCUCUCUCAGCUGGUGAUGACUUAUUAGUGAUGUGACCUUUAUGUAUUCCUCUUGUAAUAUUCUUUGACAAAGUUUUUUAUUUUUAUAUUUUUUUUAGGUUUUCUCCAAGGAAUUUGAUCAGACUGUCGAAGAGUCUUCCUCUGUGUGUAAUCCUGUCUUGUCAAGUCAUGUUUUCUCAUGUAUUUUCUGAACAUUUUAUUUUUUAUAUUUUAUCUUUAGUAUUACCUUAUACAGUACUCAUAAUCAUCCAAAAUUACAUUAGCAAUUAUUAGUUAUGUAUAAGUAGUUGGUUUUGGAAGGUCUAGUCAACCAAAAGAGAUUACAAUUACAGUACUUCAUAUUCACCUUUAUAUAUGAUGCUCAUGGAUAACCACUAAAGUUUAACAGGUGCUCAAGGAUAUUGUUGCUGAGAUUGUUGAAAGUUUUGAGUUCUCCUUCAAAUGCUUAUGGUGUUACACUCGAGGUUCAUAGGUGGUACUGUAUAUACGGUAUAUGUGUGUGUGUGCAUGCAUGUGCAUAUGUGUGUGUGUGGAUGCAUGUGCACACACUACCCUUGACCUCUAAAAUGACCCCUCAAAAGAUUUUGCUUGUAUUAUCCACAGAGAAAAAUGGGUAAAAGUUUUCAGUAAAUGUAUAAGUCAUAUAACAAGGGCUUGUGUCUUAUGUUACCAACAAGUCACACAAGUUUAAGGGAGCACUACAGUAUGAUCUGGUAUUGCUGGUGUAGUAAGAAGAAAUAUACAGUACAGUACAUCCAAAUUUUUAUGAAAAGAAUAAGAGCUGCUUGCAGUAGCCACUCUUCUUGAAGUUCUUGAUAAUUCUGGUAAUUUCUUAAUAUUUCUAUAAUAUGUUGCAUAUACAGUACAGUAGUUCACUUUGAGUAAUUAUAGAUGGGUGUAUACAUAUAAAUGGAACUUUUUUUUUUAAUGGGCCUGAUAUCAGUGUACAUGAUGGUUGACUUACUUUUUGUAAUUUUUGAGCAAGGAAAGUUUGAUCUGUAUAUUCAAGCAUACUGUUUACUGUACAAUUAUUAUAUUUAUAUUUUCUCUUAUGUUCCAGUGUAUUCUAUGGUAGAUAACAUCGGGUUUAUGUGACAAGAGGAAAAAGUAAAGACUAUUCAGGAAAAAAAGGUUAUGAUGUAUGUACACUAUACUGUACUUAUGUUUAGGGAACAUACAUUUUAUUUACAUUAUUUCAGAUACAGAAACUUGUAGAGCAUUAAGCAUUCGUGCUAUGAAUUAAAUUUUAUUGUUAGUUGAAGGAAAGGAUAAAAAUUUUGCCAUUACAGUGUAACCCCGCUUUACGCGGUCAAUUGAACCCACGGAGGCCCGCAUAAAGCGGGAAACGCGUAAAGUGAACAACAGAACAUAUGAGAUCAAUUGAAAUAGAGACUGGGCUGACCCCCAAACUCCACUU